UUGCGCCUGCCGGAGGGAGACGAGAGGCUCCUCCCUGGAGCAGAGAAACCAGUUUGGCCGGUCCGGCAGAGCCAGGGGAAAAGGGCGGCCGUAGAGGAAGGGCGCACUGACGCGGGGCGGGGGAAGGCGGGAGCCAUUGGCGAGCCACGGCCGCCGGAGGAGUCGCCGCCAGCUGGACACGCUUCCCGGGGCCCCCGGCCAGCCCCCGUGAGCCAUGAAGCGCUAGUGCGGCCGCAGGGCUGGGGCCGGGCGGGCGGCGGCCAGGUGCGCAGCGAGGAUUGGAGCGGCGCGCACCCGGCGGAUGCCCCAACCGGGGCCCAGCGAACGCUAGAUAGUCCCAGUUCGCCAGCAGAAUGACCACGGAAAGAGACUCAGAAACAACAUUUGAGGAGGAUUCUCAGCCCAAUGAUGAAGUGGUUCCCUACAGCGAUGAUGAAACCGAAGAUGAGCUGGAUGACCAGGGGCCUGCCGCUGAGCCAGAGCAGAAUCGGAUCAACAGAGAAGCCGAGCAAGGCCGGAACACCUUCAAGAAAGAUUGCACUUGGCAAGUUAAAGCGAAUGAUCGAAAGUACCACGAACAACCUCAUUUUAUGAACACAAAGUUCUUUUGUAUUAAGGAGAGCAAAUAUGCGAGUAAUGCAAUUAAAACAUACAAGUACAACGUACUCACCUUCCUACCAAUGAAUUUGUUUGAACAGUUUAAGAGAGCAGCUAACUUCUAUUUCCUGGUUCUUCUUAUCUUGCAGGCAAUUCCUCAAAUCUCUACCCUGGCAUGGUACACCACCCUUGUCCCACUACUUCUGGUACUUGGCAUCACUGCAAUCAAAGACCUGGUGGACGAUGUGGCUCGCCAUAAAAUGGAUAAGGAGAUCAACAAUAGAACAUGUGAAGUCAUUAAGGAUGGCAGGUUUAAAGUCACCAAGUGGAAAGACAUUCAAGUUGGAGAUGUCAUUCGUCUGAAGAAAAAUGAUUUUAUUCCAGCUGACAUCCUGCUGCUGUCCAGCUCUGAGCCCAACAGCCUCUGCUAUGUGGAGACGGCCGAGCUAGACGGAGAGACCAAUUUAAAGUUCAAAAUGGCGCUGGAAAUCACAGACCAGUAUCUCCAAAGAGAAGACAACUUAGCAACAUUUGAUGGUUUUAUUGAAUGUGAAGAACCCAAUAACCGACUAGAUAAGUUCACAGGAACGCUGUUUUGGAGAAAGAGAAGUUUUCCUUUGGAUGCUGAUAAAAUUCUGUUACGUGGCUGUGUCAUUAGAAAUACUGAUGUCUGCCAUGGACUGGUAAUCUUUGCAGGUGCUGACACUAAGAUCAUGAAGAACAGUGGGAAAACCAGAUUUAAAAGAACUAAAAUUGAUUACUUGAUGAACUACAUGGUUUACACGAUCUUUGUUGUUCUCAUUCUGCUUUCUGCGGGUCUUGCCAUCGGCCAUGCUUAUUGGGAAGCACAAGUUGGCAAUUAUUCUUGGUACCUCUACGAUGGAGAAAACAUCACCCCCUCCUACCGUGGAUUCCUGAAUUUCUGGGGCUACAUCAUCGUGCUGAACACCAUGGUACCCAUCUCUCUCUAUGUCAGUGUGGAAAUAAUUCGUCUGGGACAGAGUCACUUUAUUAACUGGGACCUGCAGAUGUACUAUUCCGAAAAGGACACGCCUGCAAAGGCGAGGACCACCACGCUGAAUGAGCAGCUCGGCCAGAUCCAGUACAUCUUCUCGGAUAAGACAGGGACACUCACGCAGAACAUCAUGACCUUCAAAAAGUGCUGCAUCAACGGGCAAAUCUAUGGAGACCAUCGAGAUGCCUCUCAACACACUCGUGGCAAAAUAGAGCAAGUUGAUUUUAGCUGGAAUGCAUUUGCUGAUGGGAAACUUGCAUUUUAUGACCAUUAUCUUAUCGAGCAAAUCCAGUCAGGGAAAGAACCAGAGGUGCGGCAGUUCUUCUUCUUGCUUGCUGUUUGUCACACGGUCAUGGUGGAAAGAAUUGAUGGUCAGAUCAACUACCAGGCGGCUUCUCCCGACGAGGGCGCCCUGGUCAAUGCCGCCAGGAACUUCGGCUUUGCCUUCCUGGCCAGGACGCAGAACACCAUCACCAUCAGCGAGCUGGGCACCGAGAGGACCUACAGUGUUCUGGCCAUUUUAGACUUCAACAGCGACCGCAAGCGAAUGUCAAUCAUUGAUUCCUACAGACUUUCUGAAAAGGGUGUUGUUUCUCUACGCUUCACCACGUCCCUGUGCCAAGGGGCGGCUACGGUGUACCUGCACCUGGCAGAGGCUGGGGCUCUUUUCCACUGCAGGGGCCUCCGGCUGCCAAGGGCGGUGGAGAUGCUGCCCACUCAGCUGCUGGCUAUCUUUGCGAAUGAAACUCUUAGAACCCUGUGCCUUUGCUACAAAGAAAUUGAAGAAAAAGAAUUUGCAGAAUGGAAUAAAAAGUUUAUGGCAGCCAGCGUGGCCUCAACAAACCGAGAUGAAGCUUUAGAUAAAGUAUACGAGGAGAUUGAAAGAGACUUAAUUCUAUUGGGAGCUACAGCUAUUGAAGAUAAACUGCAGGAUGGGGUCCCAGAAACCAUAUCAAAACUUGCAAAAGCUGACAUUAAAAUCUGGGUGCUCACUGGAGACAAAAAGGAAACUGCAGAAAACAUAGGAUUUGCUUGUGAACUUCUGACAGAAGACACCACUAUCUGCUAUGGGGAAGAUAUAAAUUCUCUUCUUCAUACAAGGGUGGAAAACCAGAGAAACAGAGGUGGAGUUUAUGCAAAAUUUGCACCUGUUGUGUACGAACCUUUUUUCCCACCUGGUGAAAACCGAGCUUUGGUCAUCACCGGUUCUUGGCUGAAUGAGAUUCUUCUAGAGAAAAAGACCAAAACAAAUAAGAUUCUGAAGCUGAAGUUCCCAAGGACAAAAGAAGAGAGACGGAUUCGAACCCAAAGCAAGAGAAGGCUCGAAGCUAAGAAAGAGCAGCGGCAGAGGAACUUUGUGGACCUGGCCUGCGAGUGCAGCGCUGUCAUCUGCUGCCGCGUCACUCCCAAGCAGAAGGCCAUGGUGGUGGACCUGGUGAAAAGGUACAAGAAGGCCAUCACACUGGCCAUUGGAGAUGGAGCCAACGACGUGAACAUGAUCAAGACUGCGCAUAUUGGUGUUGGAAUAAGUGGACAAGAAGGAAUGCAAGCCGUCAUGUCCAGUGACUAUUCCUUUGCUCAGUUCAGAUAUCUGCAGAGGCUGUUGCUAGUGCAUGGCCGGUGGUCUUACAUAAGGAUGUGCAAGUUCCUUCGAUAUUUCUUUUAUAAAAACUUUGCAUUUACUUUGGUUCAUUUCUGGUACUCCUUCUUCAAUGGCUACUCAGCACAGACCGCGUACGAGGACUGGUUCAUCACACUGUACAACGUGCUGUACUCCAGCCUGCCGGUGCUCCUCAUGGGGCUGCUCGACCAGGAUGUGAGUGACAAACUAAGCCUCCGAUUCCCUGGGUUGUAUGUAGUGGGACAAAGAGACUUACUAUUCAACUACAAGAAAUUCUUCAUCAGCUUGUUACAUGGAAUCUUAACAUCCAUGGUCCUCUUCUUCAUUCCUCUUGGAGCUUAUCUGCAAACUGUGGGACAAGAUGGAGAAGCACCUUCAGACUACCAGUCUUUUGCUGUCACUGUUGCUUCGGCUCUUAUAAUAACUGUCAAUUUCCAGAUUGGUUUGGAUACUUCUUACUGGACUUUUGUGAAUGCUUUUUCAAUUUUUGGAAGCAUAGCACUUUAUUUUGGCAUCAUGUUUGACUUUCACAGCGCUGGGAUACAUGUUCUUUUGCCAUCUGCAUUUCAAUUUACAGGCACCGCUUCCAAUGCCCUGAGGCAGCCGUACAUUUGGUUGACUAUCAUCUUGACUGUGGCAGUGUGUUUAUUGCCUGUCGUUGCUGUCCGCUUCUUGUCAAUGACCAUUUGGCCAUCGGAAAGUGAUAAGAUCCAGAAGCAUCGCAAGCGGUUGAAGGCCGAGGAGCAGUGGAAGCGGCGGCAGAACGUGUUUCGCCGGGGCGCGUCGUCUAGGCGCUCGGCCUACGCCUUCUCGCACCAGCGCGGCUACGCGGACCUCAUCUCCUCUGGGCGCAGCAUCCGCAAGAAGCGCUCGCCGCUGGACGCCAUCAUCGCCGACGGGACGGCCGAGUACCGGCGCACGGUGGAGAGCUGAGCGCCAGCCUCGCGGGUCGCGCACGCCCGGAAAUGUCUAUUUUUUUUUUUUUUUUUAUGAAAGACUCUCAGGAACUUAAAAAAAAAAA
Molecule: messenger RNA, 4254 nt
Organism: Urocitellus parryii (Arctic ground squirrel)
Lineage: Eukaryota; Metazoa; Chordata; Mammalia; Rodentia; Sciuridae
Source: RefSeq, a predicted model, not a curated record